Messenger RNA from Populus trichocarpa (black cottonwood), 822 nucleotides. Its product is annotated as non-specific lipid-transfer protein 8. The transcript has 2 exons. The record is from RefSeq and is a predicted model, not a curated record. Gene Ontology annotation, cellular component: membrane. Gene Ontology annotation, molecular function: lipid binding. Gene Ontology annotation, biological process: lipid transport. Lineage: Eukaryota; Viridiplantae; Streptophyta; Magnoliopsida; Malpighiales; Salicaceae. The coding region runs from base 53 to 409 and encodes 118 amino acids.
AAGUGUAAAGGGAAAUGCUCCAAGUUAGUCUUAUCUCACCUUCUCCAGCGCCAUGAACUCUCCAAGUGUAGUAGCGGCAGCAAUGGCUGCUCUCAUGAUGUUUCUUUUACUCACUCCACCUUCUGAUGCUGCAAUUUCUUGCAGUGAUGUAAUCAAGGACCUGAGGCCUUGUGUGAAAUACCUCAUGAAUGGUACUGGGAAACCACCUGCUGCAUGCUGUUCAGGAAUCUCAGCUAUUCAAGCUACUGCAUCAACCACGGCUGACAAGCAGGCAGCUUGUAACUGCAUCAAGUCAGCUUCCAAGCAAAUAAAUCCAAACCCCCAGUUAGCACAGGCUCUUCCAGCUAACUGUGGAAUCACCUUGCCUUUCGCUGUUUCACCCAAUGUUGAUUGUUCCAAGAUUACUUAGUUGAAAUGGAAAUGGUCUGGUGAAUGCUUUUCGAUCCUAUAUAUUUCGAGUGAAAUACAAUAGUUGUACCUCAUUUCAUUCAUGUCUGCCUGUGUGUAUGGGAAGCAUACCCUACUUUGUUUUAAGCUGGAAUGCCCAGUGCCUUCUUUUCUCCAGUAAAUAAAGAUACCAUUAUUAUUAUGGUUCAAAUGAGUAAACUCACUCUUAAUCCAUGUUGCUGAUGUGAAAGAUGGAAAGAGUUUAGAGUUAAAUAAAACUCAUGCUGGAUUGAAGUUUUCAGAGUUUGUUAGGAUUUGCCAUAAUCUUUUUUUUGUUAUGUAACAAACAACAGCAGAUUUUGUUGCUGUUUAUUUGCUUUUGUUGUUUUUAAGAAUAAGACUUAUGAUAUCAAUAAAGUAACCAAGUUUUCAGAA